AUGGACAUCCUCGUCUCCGCAAUCCUAGGUGACCUCGUCAGCAGGUCGGCGUCGUUCGUGAUCGGCAAGUACUUCCGGCAGCAGCCUGGCAUCGACAUGAUUCUCCAGAGGCUGCAGCGAGUCGUCCAGAGAAUCGACACCGUCGUCGAGGAUGCCGAGGGACGGCGCAUCACCAACCAGGGGAUGCUCCGUCAGCUGAAGACGCUGAGGCAAGGAAUGUACAGAGGCCGCUACAUUCUUGAUGCCCUGAGCUUCCAAGCCGCCCUUGAAGAUGAGGAGGGGGUGAGCCACCCACUGACUGCUGCUCUGCUGUCUGAAUCCAGUAGUCUCGCCAAACGGCUUCGUUUCUCCGGUGGUGCCGGUGGCGGUGGUAGCAGCAGCAACAGAGAAGCAGCAGGAGUGUUAAUGUUCGGUGCAAAGAACAGCAUACGAGAAGAGCUGCAACGUGUGGUUUCUUCUCUUGAAGACACCAUGGAUGCAGGUAUGAAGGAGUUCCUUCUCUUCUUGGAGUCGUAUCCUCGGGUACUCCGCCAACCAUACGCCGCAUAUUUGCUCUUGGAGAAGUGCAUGUUUGGUCGCCAAACGGAACGGGAACGGGUCCUGGAUUUCUUGCUCCAUCCUGCUGCUACUCCGAUCUUGGCUGUACUUCCGAUCGUCGGUCCAACCACUCUUGUUGAGCAUGUCUGCAGGGAUGAAAAUGUGCGCAGUCGCUUCUCGACGAUCCUCUUCUUUCCAGAAGGCAGCCUUGAGGAUGAAGGAGUGACCGACUUGAGAGGGGGCAGCAACUUCAAAGUCAGACAUCAGAAUCACGCCACUCAGUCUCACACCAGGUUUCUGAUCAUUGUCGAAACCGCCAAGGACAUCAACGAGGGAGCAUGGAGAAGUCUGAAAUCGUGCGUCACCCGUAUGGCACCUUGCGGUGGGAGUAAAAUCAUAGUCACCGGUCGGUCAGUCAGAAUAGUGGAUCUUGGAACGACGGGAGCGCUUUCACUGGGCCGUGUCCCUCGAGAAGCCUACUGGUAUCUCUUCAAGUCGCUCGCGUUCGGAAGCGCGAACCCUGGCGAGCACCGAAGCAUGGCAGCGAUGGCCAUGGAGAUCGCUUCGGAGCAUAGACAGUGUUUGAUCAGCGCGCAUAUGGUUGCCGGGUUACUGCGAGAUAACUUCAGUCCCGGAUUCUGGCGUGCAGUCCUUGGAAGCGUGAGAGCGUAUAGAAACUAG
Molecule: messenger RNA, 1218 nt
Organism: Triticum turgidum subsp. durum (durum wheat)
Lineage: Eukaryota; Viridiplantae; Streptophyta; Magnoliopsida; Poales; Poaceae
Source: the annotation of a GenBank genome assembly